AUGACACAAAGAGUCUACUUUCUCGCCCACGGCCGAGUUCAAGGUACGAACUCCACCACGAUAACGUGCGUGAGCUACCGCUAUUUCGCGCAGAAGAAAGCGGCAGAACACAGUAUUACUGGAUGGUGUCGAAAUACAGAGCAUGGGAAGGUUGAGGGCGAGGCUCAAGGACACGAAGAUUCUAUCACAUCAUUCUUAAAGGAACUCGAUAAAGGCCCAAAACAUGCCCAUGUUGUCAAGUUAGACAAGGAAACUCGAGAUGUACAGGAAGGAGAGGCACAUUUCGAAGUACGAAGAUAG
Messenger RNA from Daldinia childiae, 300 nucleotides. RefSeq names its product Acylphosphatase. Gene Ontology annotation, molecular function: acylphosphatase activity. The transcript is spliced from 4 exons. The record is from RefSeq and is a predicted model, not a curated record. The coding region runs from base 1 to 300 and encodes 99 amino acids. Lineage: Eukaryota; Fungi; Ascomycota; Sordariomycetes; Xylariales; Hypoxylaceae.